Messenger RNA from Geodia barretti, 1785 nucleotides. NCBI's taxonomy places the organism in Eukaryota, Metazoa, Porifera, Demospongiae, Tetractinellida, Geodiidae. The record is from the annotation of a GenBank genome assembly.
AUGAGGAUCCAAAAUCUUAGGGCGUUGGCAAUAACAUCUCUGACCCUGCUAGUCCUGUUGAUUGUCGCUUGCGGUACUGCCGGGCAACCCGUCCAACAGGCGGAACCCCAGGUCGUCGAGAAGGAGGUCGUGAAAGAGGUAGAAGUUACCAGGGUAGUCCAAGUGGAAGUAGAGAAGGAAAAAAUAGUUGAGAAAGUAGUAGAAAAAGAGGUCCCAAUAGAGAAGGUGGUAUUCGCCACCCCAGUAGCCGGCGUUCACCAGACGGAGAGACCCGACUGGGUGAGCAUUGGCGCCGACCACCACUACAAUGGGGACUUCGUGUUUGUGCACCGGGCCAACCCCGGGUUCCUGGACUUGCACUAUGGGGCCAGUUCCACCACUACCCUUAUGCCCUCUGGCCCUCGGUUCAACCAACUCCUGAUGUACAACCCCAGGGAGCCGAAGGAGAUUGUCGGCGACCUGGCCCAGAGUUGGGAGAUCAAGGAUGGAGGUAAGAAUUUCCUGUUUCGCCUGAACGAUGCCAACUGGCACGACGGCACCCCGGUCACUGCCGAAGACAUCGUUUGGAGCCUCAACCGAAUGGCGCAACCCGACGUCACGCGGGGCCGAGUCACCGCCAUCCGUACCUUUUACGAGUACCAGACCGCAGUGGCAGUGGACGACAAAACGGUGCUGAUGCCCCUGAAGUUUCCCUCAUCGACGGCUCUGGGCUGGCUGGCGGUAGACUACUACAAGAUGUAUCCCAAGGCUUUGGAGAGCGUGAGCCAGGACGACUUCAACUGCUGUUUCAAGAGCACCUUCGGCUCCGGCCCCUGGAAGUUCAGGUCCUGGAAGAAAGGCGACUCCUACGAGUACGACCGCAACGACGAUUACUUCAAGGACCCCAUGCCCUAUGCUGACGGCAUGAAGGUGUUCAUCAUCACCGACUACGCCCGGCGUCUGGCCACCCUCAAGACCCAGCAGGUUAUGGGACGGCGGCGCCGCGGUCUCUACGGUUUCUGGUUCCACUGGAACCGGCCGCCGCUGGAUGACCCCAGGGUGCGUAAGGCGAUUUACCUGGCCGUGGACCGUCACGAGAUCGCUGAGAUUUCCCAGGGCGGUUCAGCCUUGGUUGGCAACUUCUUCCCGCCUGGCUAUGCCCUCAGUGAGGAAGAAGUCCUGUCGUUGCCAGGCUUUCGCGUCAGCGCCGAAGGCGGGACGCAUCCCGACGACUUGAUGGAGGCCAAACGGCUGCUGACCGAAGCGGGCUACCCCGAUGGGUUCAACCUGACCUACAACGUGGAUCAGGCCAAGUUUUCACGGACCGACAGCGAGCUGAUGGCGGACCAGUUGAGGGAGAAGCUCAACAUCGAUGUGGAACUUCAGGUUGCCGACCGGGCUACUUUCUACGCCCAGUUGCGGGAUGGCACCCACGACCUCAGCACCAUCGGCACCGGCCUUUACUUCAAGGAGCCGGAAACGGUGCUGGCCCAAUGGUUCUUCCAGGACACUCUCCGCAACCCUCAUAACUGGUCCCACCCCCGCUUUGCCGAGUUGAUGGAGUUGCAGGGGAAGGAACUGGACUCGGAGGUCCGACGGGAAUUGUUCCGGGAGAUGGCGGAAAUUCUCAACGAGGGGGAGAGCCACUAUGUUCCCAUCUAUUGGACCGCCAGCAGCGGCAUCAUCGACUACCGGAUGCAGAAUUUCCGGCCGCCCUACCACCCGCAUACCAUCUGGACCUGGGAGCACGCUUGGUGGGACCCGGACGCGGAGCUGCUCGGGCCGGACGCUCCCCCCAUCGAGUAA